Messenger RNA from Rana temporaria (common frog), 673 nucleotides. Its product is annotated as gamma-crystallin 1-like. Gene Ontology annotation, biological process: lens development in camera-type eye; visual perception. The record is from RefSeq and is a predicted model, not a curated record. The transcript has 3 exons. Gene Ontology annotation, molecular function: structural constituent of eye lens. Lineage: Eukaryota; Metazoa; Chordata; Amphibia; Anura; Ranidae. Bases 94 to 621 code for a protein of 175 amino acids.
AGGCAUCAGCAAUUGAAAUUGUAUAUAAGGACAGAUAGAUAUACAGUACUUUGCACUAAGCAUCGUCAGGAACGUACUCCACCAUCAACAGAAAUGGGGAAGAUCAUAUUUUAUGAGGACAAGAAUUUCCAGGGCCGCUCCUAUGAGUGCAGCUCUGACUGUCCUGAUAUGACCUCCUUUUUCAACCGCUGUAACUCCAUUAGAGUCGACAGUGGAAACUGGAUCCUCUAUGAGAAUCCCAACUACAGGGGAAACCAAUAUUACCUGAGGCGAGGAGAGUACCCAGACUUCCAGCAAUGGAUGGGGUUCAAUGAUUCUAUCAGGUCAUGUCACCUGACCCCUCAACACCGUGGUCCAUUCAGAAUGAAGAUCUAUGAGAAGGAAGAGUUCAGAGGUCAGAUGAUGGAGUUCACUGAAGACUGUCCCCAUGUCUUUGAGCAGUUCCGAUACAAUGACAUCCACUCCUGCCAUGUAUUUGAUGGUCACUGGGUUUUCUAUGAAGAACCAAACUACAGAGGACGUCAAUAUUACCUGAAACCUGGAGAAUACAGGAGACAUACUGAAUGGGGUGCCUCAAAUUCCAAAGUUGGCUCCUUCAGAAGAGUCCAACUUAUUCAGUAAAAAUUAAAACAACAUUAUGUUUGAUUUUAAAAAAAUAAAACCUGAUCUUUAA